CCCGGCGGGAGGUUUUUCUACAUGAGUGGAGAAGGUAGAUGUUGCAAGUAGAAGAGAUACAACAUUUUUUUAGGAUGUCUGAAGAUGAAGAAAAAGUGAAAUUACGCCGUCUUGAACCAGCUAUUCAGAAAUUUACUAAGAUAGUAAUCCCAACAGACCUGGAGAGGUUAAGAAAGCACCAGAUAAAUAUUGAGAAGUAUCAGAGGUGCAGAAUCUGGGACAAGUUGCAUGAAGAGCAUAUCAAUGCAGGACGUACAGUUCAGCAACUCCGCUCCAAUAUCCGAGAAAUGGAGAAGCUUUGUUUGAAAGUCCAAAAGGAUGACCUUGGACUUCUGAAGAGAAUGAUAGAUCCUGUUAAAGAAGAAGCAUCAGCAGCAACAGCAGAAUUUCUUCAACUCCAUCUGGAAUCUGUAGAAGAACUUAAGAAACAAUUUAAUGAUGAAGAAACUUUAUUACAGCCUUCUUUGACCAGAUCCAUGACUGUUGGUGGAACAUUUCACACUACUGAAGAUGAAGCUGAUCCUCAGAGUAUGACUCAGAUAUAUGUGUUGCCUGAAAUUCCUCGAGAUCAAAAUGCUGCAGAAUCAUGGGAAACCUUAGAAGCGGACUUAAUUGAACUUAGCCAACUGGUCACUGAUUUCUCUCUCCUAGUGAAUUCUCAGCAGGAGAAGAUUGACAGCGUUGAAGACCAUGUCAACAGUGCUGCUGUGAACGUUGAAGAGGGAACCAAAAACUUGGGGAAGGCUGCAAAAUACAAGCUGGCAGCUCUGCCUGUGGCAGGUGCACUCAUCGGAGGAGUGGUGGGGGGUCCGAUUGGCCUCCUUGCAGGCUUCAAAGUGGCAGGAAUUGCAGCUGCACUUGGUGGUGGGGUGUUGGGCUUCACAGGUGGAAAAUUGUUACAAAGAAAGAAACAGAAAAUGAUGGAGAAGCUCACUUCCAGCUGUCCAAAUCUUCCCAGCCAAACUGACAAAAAAUGCAGUUAAAAAACAAACUUCAGUAUUACUGGCGCCAACAUGUCUAUCCUUUGCUGCUGUUGGACACUCAGUCAGCUUUUGGAACAUGAUUAUAUCAAAAUAGUGGCUACAGAUGCUCAAGUGGGAUUGAACUGUGAUAAGUGGAUAUAUUUUGUUGUUUACUAGGGUGUUAAUGGGGAUGUUAGAGAUUGAGGAGCCUGGACUGAGGGUGUACAGUGUUUGUCAGGUAAAGUUUAAGGACUGCCAGGGAGCAUAUUUUUUACCUGGAAAUGUGAAAACCCAACCAUAACUUUGAUAAGGAUUUGUGAUGUGUGAACAUGUUGGGUUAUGGAAGGAUAGUUUUCAGAAUAGUUUCUUCCAUAACCCUGACUUGGAGACUCCAAGGCUAAGCAUAUUGUAAGUAUGCUUCUUUAUCUCCUAAAUAUAGAUUUUUUAGGCAUUUUAUCAGAGAAAAGAAUGGAAGUUCAGCAGCUUUUCAUAUCAAAUAGGGAAAUCAGGACCUAGCAAGGUGCAUGAGUAAACUGCAUAACGGAGUCCAUUUGGUGAGCCUUAUUGCAAUUUGGUCUAACAAUAUUUUCAAGUGAAGGAAACAAAUAGUGUAAGAAAAUGG
This is a messenger RNA of Lipotes vexillifer (Yangtze River dolphin), 1584 nucleotides long. It is a transcript of the gene STX17, whose product is annotated as syntaxin 17. The record is from RefSeq and is a predicted model, not a curated record. Gene Ontology annotation, cellular component: SNARE complex; endomembrane system; plasma membrane. The coding region runs from base 39 to 983 and encodes 314 amino acids. Gene Ontology annotation, biological process: intracellular protein transport; exocytosis; vesicle fusion. The transcript has 8 exons. Gene Ontology annotation, molecular function: SNARE binding; SNAP receptor activity. NCBI's taxonomy places the organism in Eukaryota, Metazoa, Chordata, Mammalia, Artiodactyla, Lipotidae.